UGUAUCAAGUUUAGUUUUCAAUUGGAAAAUUUAUGUAUCAAGUUAGGAACACCACAUCUUAGAAUCCAAAGUCAUUCUUUUUAUACGUUUUCUAGACACAUAGUGUUACUAGUUUUAAAUGUAGCAAUAGAAAUCGAAAUAAAUAAUGAAGUGGCUAUGCUGGAAGUCGUUUGGUUGCCCCUUGCCCAACAUCCUGCCUAAUUCAUUGUCCUGGACAGAUGAUAUGACCACCUUAAGUAUGCUUAACGAAAGUCGGGAAAUGGUGGAUGGGUCCAUUGGAUGCUGCUCCAUUGACUGGCUUAUGCAGCUCCAACAACCCUCGUGUCCGCUGGUGAGGCUAUUGAUACUCGGAUUGUUAGCAUUGCCAGUUUAUAAUGCUAUAUUGAUUGUGGUGGGAUGGCGUCUACACUGCAGUGUUUCUAGCAGUGCCGAGCGUUUGGUGGUGGACAGCCAAGGGUACAGACCUGUCAAGCGCCAAGCUCCUUCACCUCCACUAGCUCCCAAGCCACCGCCGCGUCUUCGUCGACAUAAAGCCACCGAGACUCCAUCUUCUUCGAGCCUGGUAUUAUGGUAUCAAAAACCCCAUUUCAGUCAAGAGAAUCCCUUUGAUGAGGACGACAACUACAAAGACCUCAGGGAGAAUUUGAAAAUGGUUCUAGGUGGCUUGCAGAAUGCUUCUUUGCCUCUUCCGCCACAAACGCCCAUCUUUGUCCCCCCUCUUGUUGAGCCCUUAACGCCGUCGGAAUCACUGACUCCAACUGAAUCCCCCAGAAGAGGGAACCAAAAGCAACGCUACAAACUUUUAUCAGGGAUCCUUAAGCAUCUGGGCAUAAACUCUAUUCGGAAGAGAUGGAAAACACACGCCAGCCGGAAGAAAAUAACGACUUCAGCAAGCAGCGCUUCCUUAUCUAAUUCCUCGGGCAUUGGUAACAGCUCCUUCUAUGUCUAUUAAACCAAAAUCUGCUCAACUUCGAGAGCUCAUCUAUCAUGAAAUCAGCGCCCUAUUCAGUGUGAAACUGUACGAUUAUAUUUUGUUACGAUUAAAAGCGUGCUGAGGUCAACCUUGUUGGCCCGGCCCAUUAAGGCCUUGAAAUUGCGGUAGCUUUAUUAGAACACAUCCGGCAUCAUAGUUCCAAAGCGGUGGCCGACAAAAGACUUAAACGACAAACCUUGUUCUCUCAUCAAUCUUUUGGCGGCAACCGACAAAAAUAAUAUAAACACCAAAACAAAGGUAAAACAAACAAAAGGCAAAUAAGCCCAACUACGGUGAGCUUGCUCGUUCGCCGAUGACUGGCUGAUUAAGGGGCAGCGAAAGCAGAUCGCUAUCGUCACUGCCGUUUCAGCUCCACUUCGAGCUCCUCCUCCACCAGGCAAGCAUCCAAGUGCAGCUCCAUCAUUGUCUGGGCCACAAUAGCAGGAAGGAAAAGCCAAAGAGCACGGGAAAAAACAAGGUGAUAUUUGGAGCACUGAAACUCGGAUGCUCUGCACACCAUAAAGACUCAGAUGAGUCUUUAUGGGUUGGGCCUUUUGGGUGAUCACAAACCCAAAUGGAUUAAAAUUUAGGUAUUUGUGGAAUCUCUAUUUCAAACUAAGUUAUUGGGGUAUUAAGCAGAAGUCUGGGGGAUUACACACUUUAUUGGGGUACAGCAAAAAAUGAAAUUUAUUCUUUGAGAUAAUAAUAUGCAUAUUUCUUAUAAAUGGAAGUAAUCCAUAAAGAGAUUAGUUCUAUAAAUAACUUGACAGCAAAUCAUUUUGAAAUCACCUUGAAUUCAUUUUGUUUAAAAAGAAUUAAACACUUUAAACUUUCCUUUUGCCAAUACUUAAAAAAAUCAUUUAAAAUAAUAAUCAACCGAACAAUAUACAACCAUCUUUGAAGGACGGAAAUAACCUGCUUCGGAAAGGGCAGAUCACCCUCGAAAAUUACAACGCAAAAUGAGCGGCCGACUCCCAGACGAGUUUUUGUUCUUCCGCAGCCGAGUGAGAUGAUGACCAGGCCAUCCCGAUGGUGCGAUUCCAGUCGAUCUGAUGGUAACUAAGAGUGAACAAAAUAAAAAUAAACGAGACAAGGCCCCCCAGGCAAGGCCAUUGAAAAGUGAAAAGCCGCUGGUGGACGGCAUAUGUUUUUCAUAAUUUGUAGCUAAAAAUUAAAUCACGUUUCUUAUCAGCGAUGUGAUGCGAUUGUGAGUGCCUUUCUUUUUCAACAAUUACCAAAAUCAUAAAGGCAGCCAACGAAAUUACCUACAACGAAAUUUCACUUUCAGUUUGUACGACUGUGUUUACGCUUGUGUUUACGAAAACAAAAGACUUAAGGCACGAACUUGCUGGAGUGAAGGUUAAGUCGUUCGAUUUGAUAUUCAAUCGGUAUAACGAAAUCGAAAGCCAUGCCAAUGCACUCGUCGAAAAGGUCCCACCUGAACCGCAUAGAUAAUAGGUAUUUGCCAUUCGAUUAGAUUCCUUCUUCCUGGCUCUCGCUUUUUGGCUUUCGGUUUUAUGUACUUUUGUGCAUCCGAUGUGAAACCUGGCCUCCUUGCGAAACAGAGCAUCGUAUGGAAGAGUUUUCUUGGGGAAAACUGGCACACAGAAUUGCAAAAAGCAAAAGCCGCUGCAAACAUCAAAUGGCAAAUGGCACGCAAUGGAAUGGGCAUAAAAAUGCACGCAAUUAAGUCGGCCAAAUGAUUUACAGUGAAAGGCGGUGAAAUUUAUGGCAUGCAAAGCGUGAGAAGACAAUUCAGCCGAUCAAAAGAUCUCCAGGAACUGUAAGACCAGAACAUUGGAAAAAAACCGACUCCAAUGUGGGGACUUUCGCUUUCAUUGGAGCGCAAUUUGUCGACGCUGGCUCGUUGAUUGGAGGAAGGGGGUGUGGACAGGUCAGGGAUUGGAGUUGAAAUUGGACGGGGUCCGCUUAUGAAACCCCUUCACAGAAACCCAUAUGCUAAUUAACCUCGGCUGCCUCCUGCUUUCUAUCGUGUGAAACGUCAGCCAAGUGUUAUGCGCGGCGUAUUUUGUAAAUCAUAUUUCGAAUUUGCAUUUAACGCAGUCUCAGAUGGAGAUGGAAAUGGAGAUGGGGAUGAGGAUCAGGUCGGAGACAUUUGGCUGACGGCUCUGGCCGGUUGUCUUUAUGCUAAUCAAACAUGUUUGUUUACAAAAUCCCAAUCGGAUAACAAAUGGUGGCUACAGACCGCCCUCAGUGGGUGGUUGGGGGAGUCAACUAGUUUUACACGGCUUAGUUAUCGAACAAACGGUGCUAGCCUAGUAUUUCAAUGCUUUUGAUAUUAAUUUUUCAAAUAAAUAACGAUUUCAAAGCGCCUUAAUCCUCUUUAAAUUAGUUUAUACCUAAGAGAUAUUACUCAAUGUGUAGGGAAAAUAGUAGACCGAUUAUAAUGCUAGUUUAUAUUUCUAUGUGAGCAGAACUAUGUAUAUGGGCAUACAAUAUCUGUUUAUUAACUUUAUUUUACUUUCUAAAUAGUUGCAAAUUCCAGCAAAGUCUUUAUAAUACGCAAUUUUCUGUAAUAAAAUGGCACAAUAAAUGAAGCAGCUUUUAAAUAAAUUAGCAAAGAAACUGAAAUUGCCUAAAUCUGGGAUUGAUUCAGUGACGUUACAAGUACCCAAAUCAAACCGGUUGAAUGUGGUUCGGUUGAACGCGAAUUGAAAGGCAAUCGAUUGCCGUCGGAUAUGGUCUAGUCCACCAAAUCCACUGUUAACCCUCUGUUGCCAACUAACAGUGGUGAACGAAAGAGCCGAGCAAAGGCAACGCAGCAAAUUUAAUUUUCCA
Molecule: messenger RNA, 3772 nt
Organism: Drosophila sechellia
Lineage: Eukaryota; Metazoa; Arthropoda; Insecta; Diptera; Drosophilidae
Exons: 2
Coding region: 146-952 (268 amino acids)
Source: RefSeq, a predicted model, not a curated record